Molecule: messenger RNA, 3703 nt
Organism: Paecilomyces variotii
Lineage: Eukaryota; Fungi; Ascomycota; Eurotiomycetes; Eurotiales; Thermoascaceae
Product: extragenic suppressor of kinetochore protein
Exons: 5
Coding region: 197-3646 (1149 amino acids)
Cellular component (GO): cytosol; nucleus
Molecular function (GO): protein phosphatase regulator activity; protein phosphatase binding
Source: RefSeq, a predicted model, not a curated record
AUUUAGAUUUCCUUUUUUUCCCCUCCCCCUUUCAACCAAACGUGUACCAAGAUCAAUCGAUAGAGCUUCCUCCGUUUACGAAUCGUCGGAGAACAAGGGCAAAGGAGGAAAGAGAGAAAAAAAAAAGCGCCUGUGAUACCCUCGGAAGUUCGUCCAUGAAUCAUUUUCCCCGUGCGUCUUUGUGUCACAAUCCAAUAUGUUCUGGCGUUUUGGGGGAUAUGCAAAUAUCUCCGCGAUCAAUACCUUACUGGAAAAGCCGGAUGUCUCACUCGAGGAGGUUCUCGAUGAGUCAGAGGUCAUUUCGGAGCUGAAGAACCGUAAUACGAAACUCAUAGAGUACCUGCGGGAUGAUAAUGUCUUGAAACGACUUAUGGACUAUGUUAUCGCUCCGAGUCUGGACGACGACAAUGAAGAUGAGGAGGGUGAUGCGGAAAGCGAAAAGAAAUCUACCUCCUUGAGGGAGGGGUUGGAACCUGAAGAUCUGGAACGCGCAGAACAGCAGCGCCUCAAAUAUGCCUACAUCGCAUGCGAGAUUCUCUCCUCGGAGACGUGGUCGAUCCUGGAAUCGAUCAUGAUCAACGAGAGCUACCUUCGGGACUUUUGGGGAUUCCUUAAAAGGCCAGCCCCGCUGGACUCUCUGCAGGCUAGCUAUUUUACAAAGGUCAACGAGACCCUGUUUGAUAAGAAGACUGAGGAUAUGCUGGGAUUUUUCAAGUCCUUAGAAGGGAUUGUCCCAGCUAUGCUUCAGCACAUUGAUAACCCUAUGGUUAUGGAUCUGCUGUUGAAGAUUAUAAGUCUGGAGAAGGCAGAAGGCGGUCAGGGUAUUGUUGACUGGCUGAAAUCGCAAGACUUGAUACCCAUUCUUCUGUCAUAUCUUUCAGCAGAGCAUCCUGCAUCGGUUCAGACCUCCGCUGGUGACUUCCUGAAGGCUAUCAUCACGAUUUCCGCAAAUGCGACCCAGGCUGAGCAGUCGUGUAUUGGACCUAACAGUCUGACAAGACAACUGGUCUCUGCGUCCUGUGUUGAAACGCUCAUACAGUAUAUGCUGCAAGGUGGGAACCCUCUCACCGUUGGGGUCGGCAUAAUCAUCGAGGUGAUUCGCAAAAACAAUUCAGACUACGAUCCGGAAAAUGUCGGUGGACCCGAUUCUGAGCCUACGACGUAUGAUCCCAUCUAUCUCGGGACGUUACUUCGCCUUUUCGCGGACCACAUACCGGACUUCAUGACGCUCAUUCUCAGUUCGAAGCGUACUGUGAAUGAGGGCGGUCAGAACAAGAUCGUGGAAAGAGGGGAACUCAGUACUGCAUGGGGAAACAAGAUCGAGCCACUCGGUUUUGACCGAUUUAAGACUUGUGAACUGAUGGCUGAGCUGUUGCAUUGCAGCAACAUGGGUCUAUUGAAUGAGAUUGGGAGCGAAGAAUAUAUCCGGCAACGGGAUGCGGAACGCGAACGGUUAAGAGCGCAAGGAGCCUAUGAUCUUCACCGAGAUGAGAGAUCUGGUAUCGAUUACAACGAUUCGACUGCGGGCUUUGGCAAUGGGUCGGCCCUUGGAUCUGGCUCUCCUGAAGAUCUAAGGGUUCUUGAAGUGGCCAAUGCCAGCGAAGAAGAUGGCUUUGAAGAUGUAGGCUCCUCAGGCGUUCUGGUGGACAGCGUGAAAGAAGGCGAGGAGAAGACUACGGGUGAGAAGGAUGCAAAGACCGAGGAGCCUUUCACGGAUAUCUCAUCCCAGUCGCCCAGGCUUGACAGCGACGAGUUCGUUGAUGAGCCUUUGACGGACGCUAAACAGAGCCAAGACAGUGAAAAGCCUGGCGAGCAGCCAACAGAGUCGCUGACUCAGGAACCUGAAUCUCCUACGGCGUCUGGCCUUACCGACAAAGUUGGGCAAAUCAAGAUCGAGGGUGGAGACUCCCCCCAGGCAGCGGAGAACGAUACUUCGACUUCACAUGGCGAACAGCUACAGAACACAGUGGACGCCGAUGCUUCAUUAUCUCCUCAUCCCGAAGACACGCCAGCGCCUUUGUUUGCGUCUAAAGGGGAGAAUGGUAGCCCCGAAGAGCAGGCCACGGGCGAUAGCAGACCUGAAGCCUCCGAUGCUCCUAAUCCAGGGAUGGAUUCGAGUUCUGCUCAUAAGCGUUUCGACUCUCUAGUACAGCUCGAACAUAGUGGCCAGCCAGUGGUGGGUGACUAUCUGAAGAUCCAGUUUGUUGAACAUCAGGUUGUGCCUACAAUCUUGUCGUUCUUCUUUCGGUUCCCGUGGAAUAAUUUCCUGCACAAUGUAGUAUAUGAUGUUAUUCAACAAGUCUUCAACGGGCCCAUUGACCGUGGAUUUAAUCGAGCCCUCGCUAUCGACUUGUUCGACACCGGGCGUAUCACUGAGCAGGUCAUUGAAGGACAGCGCCGGAGUGAUGAGGCUCAGGCGACUAAGAACAUGAGACUAGGAUACAUGGGCCAUCUUACCCUCAUUGCAGAGGAGGUCGUGAAGUUCAGCGAACGCCACCCGCCAGAACUGCUAUCACAGACCGUCAUAGAGAAAGUCCUCAGCCAAGAAUGGAUAGAUUACGUCGAGCAGACCUUGUCUGAGACCAGGGAGCGUGAUAACGCCAUCCUCGGGGGCGUGCGGCCUGAUAUGACCAUUGGCCAGCGUCAGGCUGUGCUCAAUGCUGUCGGAGCUGGACAAGGCUUCGGUGGUUCAUCUGCUCUCGCCAAUGCUGGCUUGAACGGAGGAAUCGCAGGGUCCAGCUUCGAAAGUUUCGAUAUCAUGAACCAAGGUAGCGCAUCGAGCGGUGCGUUUGGUCUGGGCGGUAAUAGCAGCUCGCUUCUCAGCGGCUUUGGAAGCUCAAGCGACGAUGAGGACGAAGAGAUGGAGGACCAGGACGACGAGGAAGGGAAGAACUCAAUGGAAGACUCGGCAGAGGGCCGCUCAGAGAAUACUUCUUCCAACUCCACCAGCCAGCCGAUCCCGAUCCUUGCCCCGCCGCCAGGCACUCUGAACCCUGCUCCCUCUCGAGCCCGUCGUCAGCUGGCUGCACGACUUGCUCUUCAGAAGCAGCAGGCUGCCGAUGCAGCGGCCACGGAAGAAAACCCUUCCGAGUCCGAGAAGAGGGAGGCAACAGGAGAGGGAGAGGACCAAUGGGCUACGAAUCCUUUCGUUAUAUCGGGACUGGACGAUGAUCUUACAGAAUCUCCGGCUUCAGCAACUUUCCCGUCCUUGGACUUUCCAUCUAGGAGUGCGGAUAUAUCGUCGUCACCCACUUUCCCUCGAUCGGGUUUCUCGCCUCCUGGAUCUCCCUCUCCCCAUUCCUCGGAUGAUGGAAGAGAAGGGGCAUCUGAAGCAGUGAGACGAAAAGAACGGAUGCCUCUUGAGGUUGAUGACGAUGAUGAUGAAAUGGGCGAGAUGGUCGGCCCUAACAUGUCCUCUGGCAUAGGCAUGACGGACUCGGACGAGGAGGACGAAGCGAUCAUCAACGAGUCGCUCGGCUAUGCAAGCUUCUACGGCCCUGGUCGGUAUACUGCCACGGGCAGAUCCCGUGUGAUCGGUUCACAUUUCGGUCCCGAUGCAGAUGAUCAGGAUGAUAGCAGCGACGGCGAGGACGAAGGACUAGUAGAGAUCUUGGUUCCUGGAAGGAAAUCUUCUACCUCGAACUAAUUUUAUCUGCUCCUUUGAUAUUUGCCCGCUACUUUUCGUGCCGCAGCCGUCUUUCCU